UAGUAGUCAAAUAAUUGCGACUUACAUUUUAUAUUGCAAUUGCAUUUCUGCAACGCCGACAGACUAAAGCGGUUUGAUUUUUUUUAUCAACAAAUAGAGAGGAAGUCCCGUUUCCAUCGAAGAUGUUGAACUCCGUUUGCUGCAUGCGCCUACACACCUACGGUGUGGUUAUCGGAUGGCUGGGCGCGAUUUUCUCCUUUUUGGGCACGAUCCUUGUGUCCGUGGCCUUGGGAUUCGCCGAUGAAAUUGCAAAGCAGAUCGUUGAACAAAACCCAAGCAGUAAUCUUACAGUUGAUAGUGUUCGCAGUGCGCUUGUCAUAGUAUUAUGUAUUUAUCUUGGGUUGACGGUGAUUAAUCUUCUGUCUUCGACAAUGUUGAUUGUAGGAACUGUUAAGGAACGCCAUCUCCUCCUGCUUCCUUGGCUAAUUAACAACGGAGUGUUGAUGGUCUUUGGAAUUAUAGCCAAUAUUACCAUUUGGGCACAGAUGAUUGGAUCUUCGGUGCCCGCAUCAAGUGUCAUACCAAUGAUUUUGCCGACAAUUCUUUCUCUCGCACUCUCGAUUUAUCUGUACUAUGGUGUUUACUCGCUCUUCAAGAAGAUCCAGGCCUCCAGUGAGCUCCAACGCCCACUGAUCCCGCCGGCAAGCCAGCAGACAAACUCCUAUCCCAGCUACACCAAGAUCUGAGCUAGAAUUUGAGUCCCUUUUGCUGCAUUGUAUACCUUUCGAAUAUUUAAAGUGGAGCUUUCUUUAUAUCGUUUCUUUAUAUUUACAACGGAUUUCAGUGCUUAUAUUUGCUAGUUAUACCAAAAUUAUCUUGUGUUAUCGAUGCAGCAAAGGAGAGACAUUUUAUAUGUAUGAAUGCACAUACAUACAACGAAUUCUUGUACUCUUUUUGAUUAAAUGUAAUCCAUUUUGCAUGCUUAUACAUACAUAUAUAAACCCA
This is a messenger RNA of Drosophila ficusphila, 945 nucleotides long. RefSeq lists its product as uncharacterized. Bases 123 to 686 code for a protein of 187 amino acids. The record is from RefSeq and is a predicted model, not a curated record. The transcript is spliced from 4 exons. Lineage: Eukaryota; Metazoa; Arthropoda; Insecta; Diptera; Drosophilidae.